Molecule: messenger RNA, 2486 nt
Organism: Solanum pennellii
Lineage: Eukaryota; Viridiplantae; Streptophyta; Magnoliopsida; Solanales; Solanaceae
Product: prolycopene isomerase, chloroplastic
Exons: 14
Coding region: 465-2312 (615 amino acids)
Biological process (GO): carotenoid biosynthetic process
Molecular function (GO): carotenoid isomerase activity; oxidoreductase activity
Source: RefSeq, a predicted model, not a curated record
AUAGGAGAAACCUAAAAGAUAACUAACCAUUAACCAAAGCCAGCAAGCACCAAAAAUUUGGCCAGCAAAAAAAUACCAUAUUGUCUCAUUCCACUUUGAAUCACAAAAGUAGAAUCAUGCCAAUCCACUUGUCUUUCCAUUUCAAGCACUACAAACAAGGGAAGAACCCUUCACUUUGCUCAUACCCACCUCAUCAAAUUCCACCUAAAUACUUCUCUCACUUUGCUCAAUCAUCUAUAUAGCCUAAGAGUUGUCAAGAUUCCAUUUUUAUAGUUGUUGGUGUCUGUAAUCUUGGAAUUUGAACAAUUUAAAGUGAAAAGAUUCAAGUUUUUACAAUUCUCUCUGCUUUUGCAGCUGCAGAGCUGCAGAAGUAAAGAAUUGGAUAGCUUAAAACCCACAAGGCAAAAGUUCUAGUCUUGUUUGGUUAACUUUCCAGGGAGCCCAAAAUUUUGUGAAAUAGAGAAAUGUGUACCUUGAGUUUUAUGUUUCCUAAUUCACUUCUUGAUGGUACCUGCAAGACUGUAGCUUUGGGUGAUAGCAAACCAAGAUACAACAAACAGAGAAGUUCUUGUUUCGACCCUUUCAGAAUUGGAAAUUGUACUGAUCAGCAGCAGCUUUGUGGCUUGAGUUGGGGGGUGGACAAGGCUAAGGGAAGAAGAGGGGGUACUGUUUCCAAUUUGAAAGCAGUUGUAGAUGUAGACAAAAGAAUGCAGAGCUAUGGCAGUAGUGAUGUAGAAGGAAAUGAGAGUGGCAGCUAUGAUGCCAUUGUUAUAGGUUCAGGAAUAGGUGGAUUGGUGGCAGCGACGCAGCUGGCGGUUAAGGGAGCUAAGGUUUUAGUUCUGGAGAAGUAUGUUAUUCCUGGUGGAAGCUCUGGCUUUUACGAGAGGGAUGGUUAUAAGUUUGACGUUGGUUCAUCAGUGAUGUUUGGAUUCAGUGAUAAGGGAAACCUCAAUUUAAUUACUCAAGCAUUGGCAGCAGUAGGACGUAAAUUAGAAGUUAUACCUGACCCAACAACUGUACAUUUCCACCUGCCAAAUGACCUUUCUGUUCGUAUACACCGAGAAUAUGAUGACUUCGUUGAAGAGCUUGUGAGUAAAUUUCCGCAUGAAAAGGAAGGGAUUAUCAAAUUCUACAGUGAAUGCUGGAAGAUCUUUAAUUCUCUGAAUUCAUUGGAACUGAAGUCAUUGGAGGAACCCAUCUACCUUUUUGGCCAGUUCUUUAAGAAGCCCCUUGAAUGCUUGACUCUUGCCUACUAUUUGCCCCAGAAUGCUGGUAGCAUCGCUCGGAAGUAUAUAAGAGAUCCUGGGUUGCUGUCUUUUAUAGAUGCAGAGUGCUUUAUCGUGAGUACAGUUAAUGCAUUACAAACACCAAUGAUCAAUGCAAGCAUGGUUCUAUGUGACAGACAUUUUGGCGGAAUCAACUACCCCGUUGGUGGAGUUGGCGAGAUCGCCAAAUCCUUAGCAAAAGGCUUGGAUGAUCACGGAAGUCAGAUAAUUUAUAGGGCAAAUGUUACAAGUAUCAUUUUGGACAAUGGCAAAGCUGUGGGAGUGAAGCUUUCUGACGGAAGGAAGUUUUAUGCUAAAACCAUAGUAUCGAAUGCUACCAGAUGGGAUACUUUUGGAAAGCUUUUAAAAGCUGAGAAUCUGCCAAAAGAAGAAGAAAAAUUCCAGAAAGCUUAUGUAAAAGCACCUUCUUUUCUUUCUAUUCAUAUGGGAGUUAAAGCAGAUGUACUCCCACCAGACACAGAUUGUCACCAUUUUGUCCUCGAGGAUGAUUGGACAAAUUUGGAGAAACCAUAUGGAAGUAUAUUCUUGAGCAUUCCAACAGUUCUUGAUUCCUCAUUGGCCCCAGAAGGACACCAUAUUCUUCACAUUUUUACAACAUCGAGCAUCGAAGAUUGGGAGGGACUCUCUCCGAAAGACUAUGAAGCGAAGAAAGAGGUUGUUGCUGAAAGGAUUAUAAGCAGACUUGAAAAAACACUCUUCCCAGGGCUUAAGUCAUCUAUUCUCUUUAAGGAGGUGGGAACACCAAAGACCCACAGACGAUACCUUGCUCGUGAUAGUGGUACCUAUGGACCAAUGCCACGCGGAACACCUAAGGGACUCCUGGGAAUGCCUUUCAAUACCACUGCUAUAGAUGGUCUAUAUUGUGUUGGCGAUAGUUGCUUCCCAGGACAAGGUGUUAUAGCUGUAGCCUUUUCAGGAGUAAUGUGCGCUCAUCGUGUUGCAGCUGACUUAGGGUUUGAGAAAAAAUCAGAUGUGCUGGACAGUGCUCUUCUUAGACUACUUGGUUGGUUAAGGACACUAGCAUGAUAUCUACUUGUUAAGCUAAAAAGAAACAUUUGACACAAAAAAAGAAAGUUCAUUAUGUAUUUACUUUUUCUUUAUAUCAAUAAACUGGAAAAUGAGGUUCCAAUUGAGGUUCCUCCAGUAUAGAAAUCACAGAUUUUAAUUUUGCAAAUCUGCUAAUUGUCUUCUUUUUCUUUU